AUGACAGUUGUUGCGGAUAUUUACGAACUUUGGGCGAUGUUUAGACAAUUCAAUAAAAAACAGGCUAUAGGGAUGGUUGAAAACCAAAGUGAUUUUUAUUUAGGAGAGAAAAGGUGGCCUGCUAUUGGUAGAGGAUACAAUUCUGGAGUUCUGAUGUAUAACAUUUACCUGUUAAAAAAACUGAAUUGGCCUAAAUUGUGGUCGGCCAGCACCAAGCGAGCAGCUCUGGAUUACGGAUCGACUCGUUUGGCCGACCAGGAUAUCAUUAAUACUGUAAUAAAAGAGAAUCCCGAACUAAUAUUCGAAGUGCCUUGCGUUUGGAACACCCAAUUGAGUGAUCGUACCUUGAGUGAGAGUUGUUAUAAGCAAUAUAAAGUGAAGAUAGUUCACUGGAAUUCCCCGAAAAAAUACAACGUCGACAACAAAGACGGCGAAUACUUUCGAAGUCUCGCGGUCGGAUUUCAAGAAUACAACGGAAAUUUGUUGAGAAAAAAGUUACAAUUUUGUAAUAACGUCCCAUUGAGCGCACCCCGGAACGAUUCGAUCGAUGACAUUUGUUCGGAAUUUCACGGCCUAUCGAACAUGCAUUGGAGGACCAUAUUGUUUUUUAGAGAGUACAAAUACGUAGCCGUUGAAAAUGACAUUACUUUCGUUGCUCAAUUGUCUUUCGAUAGGUUACAAACCAUUGAAGAGCUAGUCAAAGCUUGGCCAGGGCCUAUCAGUUUUACUUUAUACGUAUCAGAUCCGGAAUUACUGAAAAGUAUAGCGUUCAUUACGAAUUCGGAAAUUUUAAAAGAUAGAUGGAACGUUGCUUAUCAUGCUGUUUUUAAAGAGGGUGACGUUUAUCCUAUAAACAUUUUAAGAAACAUAGGUUUAAGGAACGUACAGACUCAAUUCGUAUUUUUGGCCGACAUUGACUUCUAUCCAUCCAAUGAUUUGUACGAGACUUUAAUAAAGUAUAUUACGGUAUAUGGAUCGCUGAAAAACAAAGCGCUGAUAGUUCCUGCCUUUGAAAUCCAGAAGUUCGUUAAUCAAUUGCCGACUGAUAAGAAACGUAUUUUGGAUGGAUUGAACGAUAAAUCGAUCAUACCUUUCUUGUCAAUGAUUUGGGCUCCCGGUCAUACGCCCACGAUGUAUAAUACUUGGAGAAAUAGCACGAAACCGUACAAGGUAAAGUGGGAGGUUGACUACGAACCAUACAUAGUAGUCAGAAGCGACGUAGUGCAAUACGACGAAAAUUUCAUCGGAUUCGGUUGGAACAAAGUGUCUCAUAUCAUGGAACUGGAAGCACAAAAUUACGAAUUUAUAGUUUUACCCGACGUGUUCAUCAUCCACAAACCCCAUACGCCCAGUUAUGAUUUAGGACGAUUUAGGACGUCGUCCGUUUAUAGGCUGUGCCUCAGACUGUUGAAAGAGGAAUUCAUUAAGAGGCUCAAUAAACAAUACAAUCGGAAUUUUGCUUAUCACAAUACAUCGGCAAUGUUGCCAUAUAUUCGACGAAGGAAAAGGCACAAUCGUGUCAUCGAUUUUUCUUCCACCACUUUAGAAACGAACACUGACUAUCCCAAUGCUACAGAAUAA
Molecule: messenger RNA, 1581 nt
Organism: Psylliodes chrysocephalus
Lineage: Eukaryota; Metazoa; Arthropoda; Insecta; Coleoptera; Chrysomelidae
Source: the annotation of a GenBank genome assembly